ACAGGCUCACGCCCACCCACAAGAAACCAGCACAGGCUGUUUGGGCAGCUUAAAACUCUCUGUCCACUGUAUUUCCCAGACUCUGAAACAACAGGUUAGAGAAGGCUCCUCUUCUAGCUCAAGACAAGCCAUCGGGCCUUGUUUGCUUGCCCAGGAAAGGCCUGGAAGAAGAGGCCACCAAACAAGCCAACCCUCUCUCCAUUCCCUUGAUCUACUCAUCGCCAGCAUCUGGAGACCCAAUGGCCCAAGCCUACUGGCAAUGCUACCCCUGGCUUGUUCUCCUCUGUGCAUGUGCAUGGAGUUACCCAGGGCCUGAGUCCCUUGGAAGAGAAGAUGUGAGAGACUGUUCAACCAAUCCUCCGCGCCUGCCAGUUACUGCUGUCAAUACAACAAUGCGGCUUGCAGCCCUCCGCCAGCAGAUGGAGAAGUCGAAUCUCUCUGCCUACAUCAUCCCAGACACGGAUGCACACAUGAGUGAGUAUAUUGGCAAACAUGAUGAGAGGCGAGCAUGGAUUUCUGGCUUCACAGGGUCUGCAGGUACUGCUGUGGUGACCAAGAAAAAAGCAACUGUCUGGACCGAUAGUCGUUACUGGACUCAGGCCGAGAGGCAGAUGGACUGCAAUUGGGAACUCCAUAAGGAAGUUAGCAUUUCGUCGAUUGUCGCCUGGAUCUUAGCUGAAGUCCCUGAUGGAGAGAAUGUGGGCUUUGACCCCUUCCUCUUUUCUGUUGAUUCCUGGGAAAAUUAUGAUCAAGAACUCCAAGACUCCAACAGACACCUGUUAUCCAUUACAACCAACCUUGUCGACGUGGCAUGGGGGUCAGAGAGGCCCCCAGUGCCAAGCCAACCCAUUUAUGCCCUGCCAAAAGAAUUUACAGGAAGCACUUGGCAGGAAAAAGUAUCCACCAUCCGAAGCUAUAUGCAGAACCACACCAUGGCUCCAACUGGGGUCCUUCUAUCCGCACUCGAUGAGACAGCCUGGCUCUUCAACCUCCGUAGCAGUGACAUCCCCUAUAACCCCUUCUUCUACUCCUACACACUGCUCACAGACUCUUCCAUCAGGUUGUUUGUCAACAAGAGUCGCUUUAGCCUGGAGACCCUGCAGUACCCGAAUACAAACUGCACAUUACCCAUGUGUGUGCAACUUGAAGAGUACAGUCAAAUUCGUGACGGUGUGAAGGCCUAUGCUUCAGGCAAUGUGAAAAUCUUGAUUGGGAUCAGCUAUACCACCUAUGGGGUCUAAGUGAUACCAAAGGAAAAACUCGUGACAGAGACCUACUCCCCAGUGAUGUUAAUCAAGGCUGUGAAGAACAGCAAGGAGCAGGCUCUCUUGAAAGGCAGCCACGUGCGGGACGCUGUGGCUGUGAUCCAGUACUUGGUCUGGUUGGAGAAGAACGUGCCCAAAGGCACGGUGGAUGAGUUUUCUGGGGCAGAACACAUUGAUCAGUUACGACGGAAUGAAAACUUCUCCUCUGGACCCAGUUUUGAAACCAUUUCUGCUAGUGGCCUGAACGCCGCCCUGGCCCAUUACAGCCCAACAAAAGAGCUGCACCGUAAGCUGUCCUUAGAUGAGAUGUACCUGGUGGAUUCUGGAGGCCAAUACUGGGAUGGGACCACAGAUAUCACCAGAACAGUACACUGGGGUACUCCUACUGCCUUUCAAAAGGAGGCUUACACGCGUGUGCUGAUGGGAAACAUCGAUCUGUCCCGACUUGUCUUUCCUGCUGCUACAUCAGGGAGAGUGGUGGAAGCCUUUGCUCGAAGAGCCUUAUGGGAAGUUGGGCUCAAUUAUGGUCAUGGGACAGGCCACGGCAUUGGUAAUUUCCUCUGCGUGCAUGAGUGGCCAGUGGGGUUCCAGUAUAACAACAUGGCCAUGGCCAAGGGCAUGUUCACUUCCAUCGAACCUGGAUACUACCAGGAUGGGGAAUUUGGAAUCCGUCUUGAAGACGUCGCCCUCGUGGUAGAAGCAAAGACCAAGUACCCAGGGACCUACCUGACUUUUGAAUUGGUAUCCUUUGUACCCUAUGACCGAAACCUCAUUGAUGUCAGCCUGCUGUCCCCAGAGCAGGUAAGUUACCUGAACCGCUACUACCAGACCAUCCGUGAGAACAUAGGCCCAGAACUGCAGAGUCGCCAGCUGCUGGAGGAAUUGGCAUGGCUGGAGCGGCACACAGAGCCCCUGUCAGCCAGGGCCCCUCAUACCACGUCCUUGGCCUCUAUGUGGGUAGCCUCUGCCCUUGCCAUCCUCAGCUGGAGUUGCUAGAGGCCCCCGAUUCUCCUGUUGACUGUUGGGUUUGGGGAUUCAUUUGCUUCUGCUCAGCUGUCCUCUCCCCUGUGUCAUACAUGUCCCACGGGGCCCUGAUGGCUCAGCCACUGUCCUAAACGUCCUCCAGAGCCAGAUCCUAGGUAGCAUAGUCUAUCUUCUCCCAGAUGUGCAUACCUCAUCAUGGACUUCCACCCCUGGGCCCUGGACUAGCAGAGCCAUAUAGCCUGCUACAUGGGAUCCUCUCUCCCAAAGUAAAGGACCCUAUAGGGUAAUACCCCUAUUUAUAGUUCACAGGGCUCCAUCCCAUCUCCACUCACUGGAGAAGGCCAGGGCUAUUGCCACCCACACUGACUCCAGACUUUCUAAAGCUGCCUCUGGCCCCUACCGUAGCCUGUUUGCUAUCUUUGGAGAAGGAGGUGACUGUGUAUUCUGGUCUCAAACUACCACUCUAGUAUUAUGGAGAACAGAAAAGUUGGAGUCAACUGUGGCCUGCAAUUGAACACCUCAGUUGAUGGGUAUCAGUCCUCUCCCCAACUGUGAACCCCCCACAACUCCUUAACUACCAAUGCACCCAUAACAAGCCACCACACAGGGAGUUAAGGCACAGGACUUAGACUGUGAAGUAGAAGAGAGAAUGGAAAGGUGUUCUGGGCUAUCCCAGACUCCCCUGACACUCGGAACAUUUUAAUCUUCUAAGGUGAAGUCACCAUGACAGUGCUAUUAAACCCUCUCAUAUCUUUAAAAA
This is a messenger RNA of Rattus rattus (black rat), 3009 nucleotides long. RefSeq names its product X-prolyl aminopeptidase 2 (gene Xpnpep2). Gene Ontology annotation, molecular function: metalloaminopeptidase activity. The record is from RefSeq and is a predicted model, not a curated record. NCBI's taxonomy places the organism in Eukaryota, Metazoa, Chordata, Mammalia, Rodentia, Muridae.